This is a messenger RNA of Truncatella angustata, 1383 nucleotides long. RefSeq lists its product as uncharacterized. Bases 1 to 1383 code for a protein of 460 amino acids. NCBI's taxonomy places the organism in Eukaryota, Fungi, Ascomycota, Sordariomycetes, Amphisphaeriales, Sporocadaceae. The transcript has a single exon. The record is from RefSeq and is a predicted model, not a curated record.
AUGCCGAAGCGCAAGGAAUCUCGCAAUUUAAGUCGCAGCCCGCCAAGCACAAGCACAACCAUGGCAACUGCUGUUGCACGCCCAAUGACGCCAACCAGCGCCGUGCAAAUACCCGUUAAGAAUAAGCACGACGGAGUACACAUACACAAUCACAGCACAAGACACCAUGCAGAUGCUCAACGCCGACCGUCUGGCGGCAGCCAGCGCCGGAAGGACAUGCAUACACCUGAAUCUCUUCCACCAUCCGUUGCGGCACUGCUCGCCGUAACCAGUAUUCCUCCGCCAAAUAGGCGAGGUAGUGUACGGCAAAAGCGCAUGACAGUUGAUUCUAUUGUACCGCGCUCGCAGGUUUCCGAGAAAGAAUUGAGUCACGAACUUAGUCUGACUUCAUCUUUCAGUCGAAGCCCUAUGGAUGUACUGUUGACACCACCUGAGGAACUCUUGGACGAAGAUACCGUUUCAGUCACUAGCGAUAGUUGUUUCACACCCGCGUUGUCUACCCGCGCGGAAUCGCUGGACAGCCUCCCAUCGCUAGGUGACUCGUUUGGUACUACCAUUCUAUCCGUUGACAGCCCCUACACGCCCAAGGGUAGGAAGUUCCGGCCGCCUAGGAGAUCUUUGGAACCAAUUUCCUCGCCUCCUGGCGGAGAAGCUGAAGAGCAUCCCUUGUGGGUGAAUCCAGACAUCAAUAUCGACGAUUUGGACUUCGAGGCACUUAUGCCGCAAGUAGUCGAAGCGGACAACAAGCAAGACACCGUCUUCUUACCGCUCAAAGUUGCAUUCAAGUCAAAUCUGACAGCAUCACUACGUGCUCUACGUUCAGCCGCUCGGUCAUUAUCAUCAUUCACAGCCUCCUCAGUACCACCUGAGGAUCUACUUACUCGAUCUAUUCUUACCAUUGACCCUCGCGUACCUUUUACGGACGAACGUCGACCACCGGUGCUGGAAGAAGAACCUAGCGAGGCCAUGCGCCGUUACCUUAAUCCUACAGACAGUGCAAGAAUUGACACGCAAACCAAGACCGUGCCCAACACACGAAGUUUCACAGCAUCAAUUCAAAUGCAAACCUACAAGGUGCAGCGGUCAAAGAGUGCUCCGUCUACAGCAAAACGUGCGGUUGCUCCACCACCACCAGCAUCACCAAAGGUUUCUGCACCUCUCACCUUCCCACCAGGACCCAGGCAACGUGAGAUACGGGAGAAUUCGGAUUUCAUUCGCAUUGCAGUCUUGGAACACCUCAUGCGCAAGCGCGGCAAGUUCGACACCUCCCAAGAAGGCCACGCGCGGUGGUUGCUGCCCCCACGCAAAGCGAGUUCUAAACCUUACGAAAUCGGCUCCGAUGGUGUUCCCGCCCGAUGGGUAUCAAUCAUGCAAGAUGUGUGA